This is a messenger RNA of Drosophila takahashii, 2396 nucleotides long. RefSeq lists its product as uncharacterized. Gene Ontology annotation, cellular component: cytoplasm. The record is from RefSeq and is a predicted model, not a curated record. Gene Ontology annotation, biological process: proteasome-mediated ubiquitin-dependent protein catabolic process; multicellular organism development. Lineage: Eukaryota; Metazoa; Arthropoda; Insecta; Diptera; Drosophilidae. Gene Ontology annotation, molecular function: ubiquitin conjugating enzyme binding; zinc ion binding; ubiquitin protein ligase activity.
UUGUUGGUGUCCGGAAGACACUCGCUUCCGCGGCGGAGAAGGCGCAAGAACAGGCCAACGGGGCGUGCACUUGAUAUGUGGGUUCGGUUCUAGUUUCCACAUCGUAUAUGUAUCACACAUCACAAGUCGAAAUCGAUAGCUGGCCCGGCAGCUAGUUUAGUUAGGCGUCUCCCUGAUAAGAUAGGGGAGUACGAGUGGCGAACGCUCGCGGAGAAUUCCGCCAGAAGAAAAGCACAUUCUGCCCCCUGAGCUUGGAGCAACUGUUCCCGGCGGUUAUACAACCAACAGACCACUAAACCUCGACAAGAAAAAUUCUGGAAAAUGUCUGCGCUGGCCAAUGGAGGACACGAGGAGGAUCUGAAAAUUCUGGGUCAGCUGAAGAGCAUCGAGCAGAUCAACGAGCAGCGCCGGAUAUUCCUCAACAGCACGAUCAACGAGGAGGCUUCGGAGGAAUCAAAUGGGGCUGCAGUUCAGGAGGCGGAACUGGAGAAGGAUCUGAAGGAGUUGGAGGAACUGGAGCCGAAGAAGGUAGCCGAGGAUCAGAAGAAAGUUGCAGAGGCGAGCCCGAAAAAGGAGCAGGAGCCGGAGGUUCCCGAAAAAACGGAGCAGCCCAAGGUUCAGCCUCCAAACACGCUCAGCCUGAAUGUGAAAUACGCCACCCUACCAAGUCCCAAUGUGGUCACCCUGCGAUCCCCACUGUCGCCGCCACCCAAGCCACCCAUGUUGGGUCGCACCAGGAGCAUAGGUGCCGGCGAUGGCAAGAGUCCCGUGAGCAACGGCAACGGCAACGGAACUCUCUCGCCGGACAACACCCUGAUCCGCCAGAGCUUUCCCGAGGGCGUGCUUACCGGGAACAGCAAAAACCAAGCCAAGUCGCCAGUGAGUCCAACUCCCACUCCAGUUGGGAGUGAGGAACCACCGGCCACCGUCUCCGCCCGCCACUACGAGGGACUGAUCGAGGAGCUGAGGUGUCCCGGCUGCGCCGGCGCCAUGAAGGCACCCAUCCUCCUCUGCAAGAGCGGGCACAGUGUCUGCGAGCAGUGCACCCGCAUUCUGCUCAUGUGCCCACUGUGCAAGGAACCCUUCACCAACUCCCGAUCCCUGACCGUGGAGGCUCUCUGUGCCAAGGCGCACUUCCGGUGCGGACACGCCUCCGGCGGCUGCCAGGUGCGGAUGCCGGUGGUCCUGCUGCCCUGGCACGAACAGCAGUGCAUGUACAAGCCGAUGAAGUGCUUCAUGGGCCGCGUGUGGGGCGACUGCCGCUGGCAGGGACGCGAGGUGCAGUGGAAGGAGCACCUGGAGGAGAACCACGGCGACCGACUCUUCCGCUCGAGCAGCGCGGACCUGGAGUGGAACCUGGCCGCGCGGCGGAAACCGCUGACCGGCUACUACGUCUUCCAGGCCCACGACGAGAUGUUCAACUUCUACGAGAUCCACGACAAGCAGCGCAUCCUCUUCACCAUGACCUGCACCUCCAAUCGGCGGGACAGCAAGUACAACUACGCCUACGAGGUGACCGUGCUCCAGCCGGACAACGAGGCGCUCUCCAUGACCCAGAAGUUCCCCGUGCACAGCGAGUACGACAAGGACAUCCUGAUGGAGGGCACCUGUGUCAGCAUUCCGCUGGCGGAGCUCAAUCGCUUCCUGGACCAAGAUAGGGUCCUCCACUACCGCGUGAGCGUGCUGGCGGUCAAGUCGCCGCGACGAGCGAAACCUCCUCGCCAGAGUCUUCCCCCCGUGGACCUCGAGCAGACCUCGAAUGGAGGAGUCAACGGAAAGAGCGUGCCCACCAGCAUGAUCAUUACGCGCACCUACAAGGAGGCCAUCGGCGAGGUGGCUGCCGCUGCCGACAACUCCAAGGCGGAGGUGGCCACUCCGGACUCGGAGGAGGAUGCGGUGGCCGCUGGCAGUGGUGGUAGCGAUGGAACCGGUGGCCUGGAGCUCGAGCGCAAGUGGGGCACACCGCAGCUGCACUUCAAUCGGAAAUAUCUGCGGAACACUCUGAACGACUCCACGCCUCUGGAGGAUGAACUGCGUCCGCUGGCUGCGGAUCUGCGCAACGGACAUGGCGACGACAAGCUCUCGCAGUGCAGCAAUAGCACGAGCUACACGAAAAAGGUCUCCGAUUCGCUGCGAAGGAGUUUCCGGGCCCUCAAGGCGGAUAUCGUGGAGAUGCGGCCGUUCAAGAAGCCAGUCAAGGCAGGAUCCUCCUCUCCGGUCCAGGCCAACGGCAACUAGUGAUUCCAUGUGCGCUUUUCCUUUUUUUUGUUUUGUGUCGUUAAAAUACAUAAUUUUUAACACUUCAGUUGAAAGCAUGUAAAUAUAGCAAAUUAUUUAAAUCUAUUGAAAGAUGUAACAAAUUCAUAACGAAAAUAUAUUAAAAUAUAUCUAUAUAA